GGAUCAUGAGGGGACCGACUGGAGUGAUCGCUCUGGCCGCGGUUCUCGCACUUUCCCUGGGGAUAGACGGAGCCUGUGUCCACGAUGGAGUGCUGCAUGCUAGUAACUCUUCAUGGCAAGCGGAGCCGUGUGUGGAGUGUCGGUGCCAUGGCGACAUAGCGCUCUGUGCAAGCACAGUGUGUCCAAACCCGCAGUGCGACUUUCAAAGGGGUGAGCGUUUGAGAAUUCCUGCCAACAAGUGCUGCCCUGAAUGCAUCUCCUCCCAGGGAUCGUGUCAGUACGAAGACCUCACCUACGGGGCGGGGUCCAUGUGGCGGCCCUCUCCCUGCUCUCAGUGCCUCUGCUCUGGGCUUGGCGUCACGUGCUCGGCCCUAUCCUGUCCCGCUGUGGACUGUCCCCUGGAUCACCGAGAAUACACUCCCGAGGGAGAGUGCUGUCCUCAGUGUGUGCGCAACGGAGGCUCAUGCCGCUGGGAGGACAAAGAAUACCGUGAUGGGGAACAGUUUCAAUCUGGACUCUGCUCUAGAUGUGUGUGCUCAGACGGAGAGGUGCAGUGCUCUGUGGCUGAGUGUCCCUCUGUCUCCUGCAAAACGAAUGAGAACCUGGUGAUUCGUCCAGGGCUGUGCUGUCCUGAGUGUGUGACCAACCCCUGUCUGUCAGCAGGCAAACAGUACCAGCAUGGAGAGCAGUGGCAGAAGGACCCCUGUACGACCUGUGUGUGUGACAGGGGACAGUCCAGGUGUCACAGCCGCACCUGUCCUACCCUCACCUGUCAGAAGGGUCAGACUGGAGUACGACGCCUGAAUCAAUGCUGUGAGGAGUGUGUCUGGCCAAAAGGCAGCUGUCUGUACGAGGGAACGGUGCGCUACCAUGGCGACAUGUGGAACGGCUCUACGCCCAGCACCUCAUCGCCGGGGUCUGGCUGUGAGUUCUGCUCCUGUAACAGAGGACAGGUGCUGUGCCAGAGAGCAGACUGUGAACAAGUCCACUGUCCACAGGGCUCUGAGUUAGUGUUUGAGGAGGGAAAGUGCUGUCCUGUGUGUUCCUCUCAGAAACCUACCUGUGUGCACCAUGGCAAGACCUACAAGGCCCUGUCUCGCUGGUCUGAGGGGGACUGCCGUGAAUGUGAGUGCCGAGGUGGUCAUGUGACCUGUUAUGUGCGCUCCUGCCCCACAUGCACGCCUGGCCUCCUCUCUGUGACACAGGAGGGACAGUGCUGCCCGCAGUGCCAACAAGUGCGGUGCCACUCGGACUGCUCCUCCUGCUCUGGACGUCCUGACCUCUGUGAGAGCUGCUCUGACCCAAAGGCAGUGCUGCAUCUAGGACGCUGCCUGCCACAAUGCCCCCCAGGUUUCUACCAGGACCACCAUGUCUGUAGAGCCUGUGCUCCAUCCUGCCUGUCCUGCUCGGGCCCAUCUCAGUGUGACUCGUGUGGACACCAGGGGGCGCUUCUGAGCCCAGAUCGACUGCAGUGUGUGUCUGUGUGUCCGUCAGGCUCCUACCAACACGACCAUAUGCACUGCAGAGAAUGCCACAGCUCCUGCUCUGAGUGUCAAGGUCCCACUGAAGCUGAGUGUGUGUCCUGCUCUCACCUGGCUGCUCUGCUCAAACACGGACACUGUGUCUCCGAUUGUGGGCCGGGAUACUACAGUCAAGACAACAACUGCUAUGCCUGUGACCCGUCCUGUGAGUCCUGCUUCCCGGAUAAACCGCUCUGCAUUAGCUGUCCCUCGGGAGCCGCACUGCAUCAUGGGAAAUGUAUUACCGAGUGUCCGCCCCAGCACUACAAGGACAGCCACAGCAGAUGCAGAGGCUGCCACAGCUCUUGUUCGUCCUGCUGGGGUCCCUCUGUGUCUCAGUGCUCUGUGUGUCCCAGUGGACUGCUGCUCCAUCAGGGACAGUGUGUGGAGACGUGUGGAGACGGCAUGUACCCACAAGAGCAAACCUGCCACAACUGCCACCCGUCGUGCCGCUCGUGUGUGGGACCGCUGGCCUCAGACUGUGUGCGCUGUCUCAAACCUGAACUAGCCCUGGUCCCUCAGUAUCCCAGCUCCCAGCAUGGAGUCUGCGCCGCCAAGUGUCCCAAGUACAGUUACAUGGACCAUAGCCAAGUGUGCAGAGAGUGCGACUCGUCCUGUCUGCAGUGCACCGGGCUCUCUGUUGACUCCUGCGUCUCCUGCCCCUCUCUCAGCUCUCUGCUCAAGGGCCGCUGUGUACCCCAGUGUCCAGAGGGGGGCUACAGCGAGGAGGGGGUUUGCCAAGACUGCCACCCUUCAUGCCGUUCCUGCACAGGCCCAUCCCAGGCCGACUGCACGUCCUGUCCCCCCGGAGCCUCUCUGCUCAGCGGCUUCUGUAGGACCAGCUGUGGAGAGGGACAGUACUUCAACCCCACCACCGGGGGCUGUACCAAAUGCAUUGCAGACUGUCAGCGCUGUACAGCAGACCUCCGGGCAGCAGGGGGCAGUGUAUGUCUCUGGUGUAAGGCGCCCAGGACCUGGUUGUUGGGAGACCACUGUGUUUCUGAGUGUCCUGUUGGAUACUUUGGACGACAUGGGGCCUGUAUCGAAUGCCACUCGUCCUGUGAAUCCUGCAGUGGUCCAGGGCCCCUCUCUUGUACUUCCUGUCCUGCCCCCUUCGUCCUUUUACAGUCGGGUCAAUGUGCUCCUUCUUGUCUGCAAGGAUUCUACCAGGACACACAGCGGACUUGUCUGGAGUGUGACCCUCAGUGCCUCACGUGCACAGCCCCAGGAGCGUGCACGGCGUGUCGGGACCUAAACAAAGUACUGCAGUUCGGAGAGUGUCAGUACGAGAGCUGUGCACACCAGUACUACCUCAAUACUACCACCAGGACAUGUCAAGAGUGUGACUGGAGCUGUAACUCAUGCCGUGGCCCUCUGAGGACAGACUGUGUGCAGUGUAUGGAGGGACAUGUCCUCCAGGACGGACUCUGCUCCCAGCACUGCUCCCCAGGAUACUACAGAGAGGGGGACCACUGCCUGGCGUGUGACUCAGACUGUGAGCGGUGCUUAGGCCCAGCUCAGUGUCAGCAGUGUGCGUCUCCUCUGGUGGCCCUCAGAGGACUGUGUGUGCAGCACUGUGGGCCCCUGCACUACCUGGACCCCGACGCAAACCUCUGCAAAUCCUGUUCCUCUGACUGUGUGCUGUGUGAGGGGGUGGGUCAGUGCAGAGCCUGUGCACAGGGCAGCUUCCUCAUCCAGGGGUACUGCACUCCGGACUGUGGCCAUGGCUUCUACAGUGACACCAACACCAGGACCUGCCACGUGAACGUGCUCCCUCCGAGGCUGUAUGUGAACGGCUCUGUCCUGGUUCCACUGGGCGGGCCGGUGCCUCUGUCUCCAUCUCUACUGAGGAUAUCUGACGAGGACAGCGCUCCCCGCCUUCUGCACUUUGAACUGCAGUCCGCCCCCUCAAACGGACAGCUGUAUCUACGCACGGGAGAGGAGAGAGAGCUGAAGCCAGGAGACAGGUUCAGCCCAGAACAGCUCGGAGCAGGACAAGUCGUGUUCAAACAUCAACAGGACAAAUCCAGGAGUGGAGAGUUUGGUGUUCGAGCCGCAGAUCCACAGCUCUUUUCAGACACGGAGAAAGUCCAAGUCCAGGCCGUGUCCAUGCAGCCCCCACAGAUCCUGACCCUCUCUCCUCUGGUGGUAGAAGGUCCCAGAGCCGCGGUGCCUCUCUCUAAAUCCAUCCUCCACGUCGAAGACCCUGACAACAUUGCCGACGUGCUGGUGAUGGUGCUGGAACCUCCCCAACAUGGCCGCCUCACCCGUCUUCAUGGCGACCGCGCCUUAAAUCGGUUCAAACUGGAUGAACUCUCGCAGCAGCAGGUCCAAUACGUGCACGACGGAUCGGACUCGGCCCACGACAAAGCACUUCUGCAGAUCAACGACGGACACAACUACAAAAAUGUGCUACUGCGGAUAGACAUACACCAGAAGGCUGCAGAUGCCCCUCAGGUUCAGUCAGUCCCUCUGGCCUGGGUGAAGGAGGGUGGGAUGGUACGCUUGAACAGAAAACACCUCCACACUGAGUUUAAAGGAGUGCGCUCUGAGGACACUGUCUACACCAUCCUGUCUGCGCACGGACAGCCCACAUACGGCGAUGUGGUCCUAGUCUCCAUGCCUGCAGACUCGCCCCUGGACCCCCCCAUGUCACAGGACAGUGGCUUCACCUCCACCUCCUCCUUCACCCAGCAGGACGUCAACGAUGGGGCCGUAUGGUACAGGCACCAUGGAGCAAGCAGCACCACUGACUCCUUCCAGUUCAAGGUCUCCACAGACACAGGCCCACAGUUCCAGAGCGACCCUCAGACCUUCACCAUCGGGGUCCUGCCUCAGCUCCCCGGGUUCCCUCAGCUGGCCCCAGACUGCGAGCUACAGAUCACGGCUCUGGAGGACCGGGUCACUGAGAUCACCCCCGCAGCUCUGUCUUUUGUCGACUCGGAAACGCCAAGCGACAAACUCAUCUACAGCAUCACUAAACCUCUGCCUUCAGGACAUGGAGUCCUGGAGCACCGCGAUAGACCAAACUCCCCAGUGUCUCAGUUCAGUCAGGCUGAUGUGGACAACGGCAAGAUCAUCUACAGACCUCCACACGCCCCUUCACACCUGCAGGAGCUGUAUACAUACUCCUUCACUGGACUUCCAGAGUCUCUCAGCAUCUACUUCACAGUGUCGGACGGAGAGCACACGACCCCAGAGAUGGACUUUGCCAUCCUGGUUCUGUCCAAUCACCAGCAACCCCCCGUUUUCCAAGUGCUGGACCCCCUGGUGGAGGUCGGCGUGGGGGGACAGGUCUCGAUCGGUGGUCUGCAGCUGGCCGUGAGCGACGCGGACACGGCUCCCGAUGAGCUGGAGUUUGAGAUGACCGAGGCUCCUGUUUAUGGAGACCUUAUCAGAACAGACACACAGCACAAGAUGGUCAAAGGUGACGUUUUCUCCUUCAGUGACAUCACCCGUAGCGUCCUGCUCUAUCGUCACAAUGGCGGCGUACAACUCGAAGACCACAUUACCAUUUCUGUGAGUGACGGCAUCUCCAUGGCGACGACGGUGGUGACGGUUGCUGUACUUGGCGCCGAGGGCAGCGGGCCACAACCAGACCCCAAUGCCGCUCUCUCCCUGCAGGUGACGGAGAGGAGCAGCACAGUGAUACGACGUAACCAUCUGGCAUACACUGAUGAUGCAUCUUCAGACGCUCAGAUCCGGAUACAGCUGGUGUCUGUGCCCAUGUACGGGAUCCUGACCCGCUCCGAGGACCAGCACAAGCACCAAGAACUCCAAGAGUACUCCUCCUUCAGCAUGGACGACAUCAACAAGCAGCGCAUCAGGUACAUCACAUCUGUGGAGACUGGGAGCCAGCCAAUCACAGACAUCUUCCACUUUACUGUUUACGACGAAGACAACAAUCAUCUUGACAACCAGAUGUGUACCAUCACCAUCAGCUCGGCCCUGCGGCGCCCCCCAGAGGUCACGGUGCACUCAGGCAUACAGGUGGAGGAGGGCGGCAGAGUGCAGCUGUCUACGGCCCAUAUCACAGUUACAGACCAGGACACGCCCAGGAAGGAUCUGCUGGUGUGGCUCGUCAGCACGCCCAAAUAUGGCUUCAUCGAGAACACCAAACCAGGAGGUUCGGUCGGAGGUUCCCGGGUCGUCACUCCAGAUGCUCCCUUUUCCGUGGAUGACCUGGUUCAUGAACGCAUCUUCUACGUCCAGGACAAAAAGCACAAAACCCAAGAGCAAAAAGAUGUUUUCAGUUUCUACAUCAGCAAUGGACACAGCCAGACAGAGGCUUUCAAUGUGGAAAUAGACAUACAGAGUAAAGCAGCCAUUGAGCCGGUGGUGUCCGUCAGCAGUAUCCAUGUGGAGGAGAACUCAGGAGUGGUCAUCACAAACUCCUCUCUGAACGUGCUGGACCGAGACACGCCAGAGAAUGAGAUCAUCUUCACCAUCAUACGCAAACCCUCCUACGGUAAACUACGCAGACGUCAGUUCUACUCCCAGCCUCUGGAGAGCGGUAAAGUCCUGUCUCAGGGCUCCACCUUCACCUACCAGGACGUAUUGGAUCAGCUGCUAGUGUACACGCCCGACUCGACCAGCGGGGGCGCCGAUGAGCUGGGCUUCACUCUCACAGAUGGGGUCCACACACACACAGGGAGGCUGCACUUCACCAUGGAGGUCCUGCGCAGUGAGGGGCCCAGGAUGACCGUCAACAGGGGGCUGCAGCUGCCCGCAGGCACUUCUUCUAAAAUCACGGAGCAGAACUUGAAGGGUACAGACAUUGAUUCGGACAACGUGAAGCUGCGGUACGUGCUGACCAAAGAGCCGGCCAGCGGGAGGCUGCUGCUGAGCCAGGACGGCAAACAGGAAAGGCUCUCUGUGAAGGGGCUACUUAACGGGUUCACCCAGGAACAAGUCAACAAAGGCCUGGUGCAGUACAGCCAUGAGAAGUCAGAGAAAGGAGGAAGUCUGUCGUUCAAGUUUAACUUGGUGGAUCCCGAAGGCAACAAACUCAUCGACCAAUCCUUCUUCAUCAGCGUCCUGGAGGACCGUCUCCCGCCCUCAGUGGAGGUUAACAAAGGCUUGGUUCUGGAUGAAAACACCAUGAAGAAAAUCACCACUCUGCAACUGUCGGCCAGUGACCAGGACAGUGAGCCGGGCGAGCUGCUGUACCAUGUGACCAAGCAGCCCACGCUAGGGCAUCUGGAGCACGCCAAUAAUCCAGGCUCCAGGAUCAGUUCAUUCACUCAGGCUGAUCUUGCGUCUCGAAGCAUCCAGUACGUCCACACCAGUGAAGAGGAGAAGCACGCAGACCAGUUCUCCUUCACUGUGUCCGACGGCAACAACGAGGUGGCCCAGACAUUCUACAUCACCAUCAAGCCAGUGGACGACUCGCUGCCCCUGCUGACCGUCCCAGGGAUGAGAGUCCAGGAGGGAGUGAGGAAGACCAUCACAGAGUUUGAGCUGAAGGCAACAGAUGCAGACACAGAGGCUGAGUCCCUUGUAUUCACCGUGGUUCAGCCCCCUCGGCACGGAUCCAUCGAGCGCACACACAAUGGCCAGAGCUACCGUCAGACCAGCUCCUUCACCAUGGAAGACAUCUACCAAAAUCGCAUCAGCUACAACCACGAUGGCUCCAAUUCCCUCAAAGACCGCUUCAGUUUCAGCCUGUCCGACUCCACCAACCUGCUCUUCAUGGUGAAGGACGAUGGCAAGGAGAUUGUGACUGCAGCUCCUCAGAAGUUUAAGAUUGACAUUCUCCCUGUGGACGACGGCACUCCUCGCAUCGUCACCAACCUGGGCCUGCAGUUUCUCGAGUACAUGGACAACAAGGCGACUAACCUGAUCAGCCAUAAGGAACUACUUACCAUGGACCCGGACACAGAGGACGAUCAGCUGGUCUAUGAAAUCACCUCAGAGCCCAAACAUGGCUUUCUGGAGAGCAAACUCAAACCUGGCAGCCCCAUCACCACAUUCACACAAGCGGACAUAAAUCUGGGUCUGAUCCGGUACGUGCUGCACCCGGAGAGUCUACAGGAGACCAUGGACCUGUUUAAGUUCUCUGUGAGGGACAGUAAGCCCAACACAGUCACCGACAACGUCUUCCACAUCCAGUGGUCCCUGCUCAGCUUCCAACACACCAGUUAUAACGUGAGUGAGAAGGCAGGCACGGUGUCGGUGACAGUGAAGCGCACAGGGAAUCUCAACCAGUACGCUGUGGUCCUGUGUCGCACUGAGCAAGACUCCGCCUCCUCCUCCUCCAGCAACAAACCAGGAAGCCAGGACUAUGUGGAGUAUGCUGGACAGGUACAGUUUGAUGAGCGCGAGGACACUAAAGUCUGCACUAUCAUCAUAAACGACGACCAGGUGUUUGAGGGCGUGGAGAGGUUCCGUGUGGAGCUGAGCAUGCCGGUGUACGCUCUGCUCGGAUCUAACACUAAAGCUAUGGUCAACAUCAAUGACACAGAGGACGAGCCCAGACUGCAGUUUGACCAGAAGACCUACCAUGUGAACGAAAGCGCUGGAUUUGUGCACGCGCCUGUCGAGAGGAAGGGUGACACCUCCAGCACAGUGUCUGCUCUUUGUUACACUGUCCCGAAGUCAGCUCAGGGCUCUAGUCUGACCGGCCUGGAGUCGGGCUCAGACUUUAAGACUCGGGGAAUGACCGGAGCAAAUCGCGUGGUGUUUGGACCGGGCAUCUCCAUGACAACCUGUGAUGUGAAACUGAUCGACGACAGCGAGUACGAGCUGUCAGAGGAGUUUGAGCUGGUACUUUCUGACACCUCAGAUAAUGCCCGGCUCGGAGAUGUGCCAGUGGCCAAAGUGGUGAUCGACGGGCCCAAUGAUGCUUCCACUGUCUCCCUCGGCAACGCAACAUUCACCUUCAAUGAGGAUGCAGGCACCAUAGAGAUCCCAGUGGUGCGUCAGGGCAGUGACUUGUCCUCUCACACCACCGUGUGGUGUGCCACUCGCCCCACAGACCCUCCCUCUGCCAGCCCCGGGGUCGACUACAUCCCCAGCUCCAAGAAGGUCCAGUUCAAACCCGGGACCACUCAGGAGACAUGCAGCCUGACCAUCAUGGAUGACCUCCAGUCUCCGGUGAUAGAAGGCUCUGAGUCCUUUGUGGUGUUCCUGAGCUCUCCACAGGGGGCAGUGCUGCAGGAGCCCUAUGAGGCCAGUGUGCUCAUCCAGGACACCUUCUUAGACAUCCCGAGUAUGCAGUUUGAGAAGACAUCUUUCACAGUGAAAGAGAGGGACUCUGAGCUAAACCUGCCUGUGGUGCGGAGCGGUGACCUGUCCUUUAAAUCGUCUGUGCGCUGUUUCACCCGCACCAUGUCCGCUGCUGUCAUGGAGGACUUUCAGGAGAGACCCAACACCGACAAGUCCCGCAUCACCUUUCUUAAAGGAGAGAGGGUGAAAAACUGUACGGUCCACAUUGUAGACGACUCUGUGUUUGAACCGGACGAGGAGCUGCAGGUGCACCUGGGCUCUCCUCUGGGGGAGCACUGGAGCGGGGCCAUGGUGGGGGCCAGUGAUGUGGCCACUGUCACCAUCUCCAACGAUGAGGACGCCCCCACCAUAGAGUUUGAGCAGGCGUCCUACCAGGUGAGAGAGCCCCCUGGUCCAGACGGGAUCCAGGUGCUGAACAUCAAAGUGGUCCGAAGAGGAGACCUGGACCGGACCUCCAAGAUUCGCUGCAGCACCCGGGAUGGAUCAGCCCAGUCUGGAGUGGACUACAACCCCAACAGCCGUGUGCUCCGGUUCACUCCAGGCAUGGACCACAUAAUUUUUAAGGUGGAGAUCUUGUCCAAUGAGGACCGGGAGUGGCACGAGUCCCUGUCACUGGUCCUUGGCCCUGACGACCCGGUGGAGGCGGUACUUGGAGACAUCACCGUGGCAACAGUAACUAUCUUGGACCAAGAAGCAGCGGGCAGUCUCAUCCUUCCUGCCCCCCCCAUCGUGGUGUCUUUAGCGGACUACGACCAUGUGGCGGAGGUGACUAAAGAGGGCAGUAAAAAGGGCCCAUCGCCUGGGUACCCUCUGGUGUGUGUGACCCCUUGUGACCCCCACUACCCCAAAUACUCUGUGAUGAAGGAGCGCUGCGAUGAGGCAGGCAUAAACCAGAGCAAAGUGCACUUCUCCUGGGAAGUGGCCGCUCCGACCGACAACAACGGAGCCAGGUCUCCUUUUGAGACUGUGACAGACACCACGCCCUACACAAGUAUCAAUCAUAUGGUGUUGGACAGUAUCUACUUCUCGCGUCGGUUCCAUGUGCGCUGUGUGGCUCAGGCUCGGGACAAGGCAGGACACCUGGGGACUCCUCUGAGGAGCAACAUCGUCACCAUCGGGACAGAAGGCGCCAUCUGCCACACGCCCGUCACCACGGGAACGGCACGAGGUUUCCAGGCACAGUCCUUCAUCGCCACGCUCAAGUACCUGGACGUCAAGCACAAGGAGCACCCCAACAGGAUCCACAUUUCGGUCCAGAUUCCUCACCAGGACGGGAUGCUGCCCCUAGUGUCCACUCUGCCCCUUCACAACCUGCACUUCCUCCUGUCUGAGUCAAUCUACCGACAGCAGCACGUGUGCUCCAACCUGGUCACACUCAGCGACCUUAAGGGCAUAUCUGACUCUGGUUUCCUGGACGACGUCUCCUUCGACAGCAUCUCCCUGGGCCCUGGGUAUGAUCGGCCGUACCAGUUCAAUCCCAGCGUUCGCGAACCCAGGACUCUGCAGCUGUACAAGCACCUCAACCUCAAGAGCUGCAUCUGGACCUUUGACGCCUACUACGACAUGACAGAGCUCAUCGACGUGUGCGGGGGAUCAGUCACUGCAGACUUCCAGGUGCGUGACUCGGCGCAGUCUUUCCUGACCGUGCAGGUUCCUCUGUACGUGUCCUAUAUCUACGUCACUGCUCCUCGUGGCUGGGCUUCUCUGGAGCACCAUACAGAAAUGGAGUUCUCUUUCUUCUACGACACCGUGCUCUGGAGGACAGGUAUCCAGACAGACAGUGUGCUCUCGGCCCGACUGCAGAUCAUCAGAAUCUACAUCCGAGACGACGGGCGCCUUGUCAUCGAGUUCAAGACACAUGCCAAGUUCAGAGGCCAGUUUGUGCCGGAGCACCACACACUACCCGGGCACAAGUCUCGACUCAUGGCCCCAGAUCACUUGGGGGGUAUGGAGUUUGACCUGCAGCUGCUGUGGAGCGCUCAGAGCUUUGACUCGCCCUACCAGCUGUGGAGGGCCACCAGCUCCUACAGCAGGAAGGACUAUUCGGGGGAGUACACGGCGUUCCUUAUCCCAUGUACGGUGCAGCCUACUCAGCCAUGGAUCGACCCUGGAGACAAACCCCUGUCCUGCACUGCCCAUGCUCCAGAAAAGUUCCUGGUGCCCAUAGCGUUCCAGCAGACUAACCGGCCUGUGCCAGUAGUGUACUCCCUCAACACUGAGUUUCAGCUCUGUAACAACGAGAAGGUGUUUCUGUUAGACCCUGGCUCCAAUGAUGUAUCUGUCAAUGAGAUAGACUAUAAGGGAGCCUUCUCUAUGGGUCAGACGCUAUAUGGCAGAGUGCUGUGGAAUCCGGAGCAGAACCUGAACGCAGCAUACAGACUGCAGCUGGAGAAGGUGUAUCUGUGCACAGGCCGAGACGGAUAUGUGCCUUUCUUUGACCCCACCGGGACACUGUACAAUGAGGGCCCCCAGUAUGGCUGCAUCCAACCCAACAAGCACCUCAAGUACCGCUUCCUGCUGCUGGACCGUAAGCAGCCGGAGGUGUGUGACAGAUAUUUCCACGACGUUCCCUUUGAGGCCCACUUUGCGUCAGAGAUCCCAGAGCUGCAGUCCAUGAGUGGCAUGCCUGGAGUGGACGGGUUUACCAUGAAGGUGGAUGCUCUCUAUAAGGUGGAGGCGGGGCAUCAGUGGUACCUCCAGGUGAUCUACGUCAUCUCUCCAGACUCUCACAAAGGCUCCAGAGUCCAGCGCUCCGUCACCUACCAAAUUCAUUCCCAAGUCCUACCUGAGACCCUGCCAGAGUCCCAGUCCCGGUCCAGGCGUAGACGAGACCUGGUGGACCGCUCCGGCAAACUCACCCUGGACGAAUCCCUGAUCUACGACAACGAAGGCGACGCGGUCAAGAACGGCACCAACAUGAAAUCCCUACGCUUAGAGAUCAUCCCCUCGGCCUCCUACACCGCACACGUGGGCAAGUCUGUCGGGGGUAGUGUAGCUGCGGUCAUUGUGCUAAUACUAGCUCUUUUAGCCGCCGGAUUCGUGUUCAGAAAGUGCCGGAAAGCUCACAAGGCCAAGCAGGCUCAGAAGAACUACGAGGAGUACCCGCUAAACACCAAAGUGGAGGUGUGCCUGGACAAGUGCGUGGAGAAAAACUUUGGGAGCAGGCAUUGCACCGUGAGGAAUGUCAAUGUUCUCAACCGCAGCCAGGACAAAGCCAAGGUCAAACAGGUGAACUUAGAGGUGAAGCUUCAGAACAACCUUGGCGACGGGACAGAGGUUUAAACAGAAAUCAGUAACUUUGAGGGUUUUUUUAUUCAUUUUUUAUGUACACUGCAAAAAGUAUUAUCGUAAAGUAUUAUUAUCUAGGCAAGUUAAAAUGACUUGAAUUGGGAAUACUUGAGGAGAUUUGACUUGACAAGCAAAGGUUUGCGUUCUAAACAGUCAAAAAUGUGUCUGUGCUGUCUCCAGUGGCCACUUCGAUUUCAAGUACUACAUGACAUCACACUUGACUGCCCUGAUUACAGCCAAUAGUUUGAAGCGUGGAUACCUGUUAGACCAAUCACUUGGCUCAUAUACGACAAGACAUCACCUGUCCUUCCCCCUCACUUUCUUCUUUAGAUCUCUUAUUUGAAAUGUGGUUGUGGGAGGAGUUUAGGUGUUUAGUCCCACUUUAAAGGACUCAUUUAAAGGAGCACUACGUCACAUUUUUGAUUGGCGUUGUAGCUGUAUCAUGGUUUAGUGGUGUCAUCUGCCGGUCUCCAUAGGAAAUAGUUUAAUGCCAUAAUGUGGAAUAUUCUGGGUAAAACAAUAACAUGUGUGCUCCCUCCACCAGAAACGUGACAUAGUGCCCUGUUAAAAAAUUUAUAUUGAAAUAAUCUCUAAUCUCAUUGGCCAAUUAUUUUACUUGUCAAGUCAAAUCCAGAUCAAGAUAUUUUCUUAAUCCAAGUAAUUGUAAUUUAUCUAGACGCCUUUUGCAGUUUAGCGCCCCCUACAUGUCAGAGUAAAGCACAAUUGUAAAUACUCCAUUGAUAAAAAUAAUGCAUCCGUUUUGUAAUGUGCUUUUCAGACACAAGAUGGUCGAACCGCGGGCUCAUUCAACAAUCUGACUGAAAGCUUUUCAUUUUAAAAAGUUACUGAGUUCUGUUUUAAGUUUGCAUAAGAAAAUGAAAGAGUUAUUUUUUUGUAAAGGGAAGUUUGUAAGUAUUUUUAUAACAAAAAGGGAAUGGAGAGAUUUUGCAACUGCGUAACCUCAGGAAACACAAAGCGCUCAUUUUGUUGAUUUUUGAAUUAUUUUUUUCACAUUUACAAAUCUUUAGCAAAAUGGAAAAACACUACUACGCAAAUCGCUAUAAAUAUUUUGCUAACCACUUUAACAAUGUUUUUUUCAUUAUGUGCCAAUAUAAAAAAAACUGGUACUGCUUUAUAAUAACU
Molecule: messenger RNA, 13178 nt
Organism: Periophthalmus magnuspinnatus
Lineage: Eukaryota; Metazoa; Chordata; Actinopteri; Gobiiformes; Gobiidae
Gene: fras1
Product: Fraser extracellular matrix complex subunit 1
Exons: 74
Coding region: 6-12029 (4007 amino acids)
Biological process (GO): cell communication
Cellular component (GO): membrane
Molecular function (GO): protein binding
Source: RefSeq, a predicted model, not a curated record